This is a messenger RNA of Seriola dumerili (greater amberjack), 994 nucleotides long. It is a transcript of the gene tmx2a, whose product is annotated as thioredoxin related transmembrane protein 2. The transcript is spliced from 8 exons. The record is from RefSeq and is a predicted model, not a curated record. Gene Ontology annotation, molecular function: disulfide oxidoreductase activity. Gene Ontology annotation, biological process: brain development. The coding region runs from base 47 to 970 and encodes 307 amino acids. Gene Ontology annotation, cellular component: membrane-bounded organelle. Lineage: Eukaryota; Metazoa; Chordata; Actinopteri; Carangiformes; Carangidae.
UCAUUUCUCCUCUCACCCCGUGGUGUUGACUGUCGUAUGUGCCAACAUGGGUCUGAUCACAGGACUCUGUACUUUCUUGUACCACUUCCCUCAGAUUUACAAAUGGCUGCUGAAACCGUAUUAUAUCACCUCGCUCUUCAUGACCGUCGCCUUCCUGGUGGUGCGAAAAGCUCCCGGUCUGUGCGAGCACCUGGCGAGCCAGAGGGAGGACGGCAACUCCUGCGACUUUGACUGGAGAGAACUGGAGAUUCUCAUGUUUCUCAGUGCAAUAGUGAUGAUGAAGAACAGGAGAGCCAUCACACUGGAGCAGCACAUAGGCAACUUAUUCCUGUUCAGUAAAGUGGCCAACACCAUCCUCUUCUUCAGGCUGGACAUUCGGCUCGGCAUCCUCUACCUCGCAUUGUGUGUCGCAUUCGUCAUGACCUGUAAGCCGCCUCUCUACAUGGGCCCAGAGUACAUCAAGUACUUCAGUGACAAGACCAUAGAUGAGGAGCUGCAGAGGGACAGUCGCGUCACCUGGAUUGUUGAAUUUUACGCCAACUGGUCCUCUGACUGCCAGUCCUUCGCUCCCAUCUUUGCUGACCUUUCUCUCAAGUACAACUGUGCUGGACUCAGGUUUGGGAAGGUGGAUAUUGGACGCUAUGGAGAGGUUUCAGAGAGGUACAGGGUUAGUACUUCCCCUCUGGCCAAGCAGCUGCCCUCACUGCUGCUUUUUCAAGGAGGGCGGGAAAUUAUGAGACGUCCAAUGGUGGACAAUAAAGGGAGAGCGGUAUCUUGGACCUUCAAUGAGGAGAACAUCAUCCGAGAGUUUAACCUCAACGAGCUCUUCCAGAAAGCCAAGAAACUGAACAAAGGUCGUGGUUUGAAGGGAGAGGAGCACAACGGCACUCAGCCAGGUGAGGGCAGUGACGAGCUCCAUGCUGAUGCCAAAACCCCAGAGCAGCCCACAGAGAGCAAGAAGGACCAGUGAGGUGAAGAGGAUGAUUCAGAGGGG